AUGGAGUCCACAUCUGCUGAGCGGCCGGCUAAGCGAGUGCGGCAAGCUUGUGAACCAUGCAGGCGCAAGAAGGCAAAAUGUCCUGGGGAACAGCCAGUCUGCUCCCUAUGCUCCCGCUUAAACCAAAGAUGCGCGUAUGCUGCAGAGCACAGGAGAUCAUUGACAGCUGGUCUUGCCGUUUCAGGGGAACCGACUCCCGCCCCUUCCAGCUCAGAAAGAAUCUCUCAGGUAUUGGAGGAAAGACUCGGGAAUUUGGAAGCUAGAAUGGGAGAAGUUCUCGACGCCUUGGGGCAGAAUAAUCCUAGACAAGAGCAACGGGCAGUUGCUACUUCUACGACUUCAUUGAAUAAUGUCACGGCCUUGUCGAUGCUAAAUCCAACCACGCCUUUCCCUACAUGGGAGAAGGUGCUGUCGAUGGCGGAGCUGUACCUGAUAUACUGUCACUCCCAACCCCUUCCACUCUUUCAUAAGGACAGCUUCCUCAGCAGCCUGAAAGUACGUGACCCAGAGGUUAUAUAUGCCAUGUUGGCGUUGAGUAUCCGGUUCUCCGAACAUGAUAGCUCGAAUCCCAACGACCUUACAUCGCUUAUCAACGGCUAUACUGAGGUAGCCAGAGGCUUGGUUAUGAAGAGAGUCUCAGAAGGACCUAUAGAGCUCUCAACUCUGCAAAGCUUAUGCCUUCUAAGUUUGGUUGACUUUGCCAAUGGAAAUGCACAUCGGUCAAGCAUUCAUUGCACUUUAGCGAUGAAUUUAGCACAAUGUGCCAACCUUGGUUCAGAGUCUCACCUGGUGCAAUCCCCAACUGCACGAGAAGAACGCCGGCGCUGUUUCUGGAGUAUAUGUCUUCUGAAGCGUCUCCACGGGGUUGAUUUCGAUAAUCUGGAUUUCGCCGACGGCUGCUUUCCCCCCUUUCCAGAGAGCCCCAGCCGGCCGCCGCCGACAAACUCACUAAGCGAUGGGACGAAUGUAUCCCGGUCAUCAGGCAUGCAGGAUCAGGGUAUACUAGCCUACGUGAUCAUGCUCAGCGAGAUUUUUGCAAAGGCUGCGCGAUACGUCAGACGCCACGGGAAGCCGAGCAAUGUGCCCCCGUGGUCUUCGCAAUCAGAAUACUCCAAGAUACUGACUGCUCUGAUGGAACGCGAAACGCAGAUGCCAUACAGUCACAGAUUUAAGCCAGCUAACUUAAGUGAAAGGACACUCGACGACCUUCAAGAUAAGAGAGAUUACUGGGGUCCAUGGUUACUAAACCAAUUCCUGUAUCAUACGAUUUUGUGUCUUCUCAAUCACCCGCUUCUGCUCUCCCUCAGCCUGAGAAACUUUCGGAGUACGAUCCCGGAGAUAUUCUUGCAGCACACCUCGGAUUUGAUUUCAUCGCAUACGACUUGGAUAAUCCAUUUUAUCGACUACUUCGAGGAGAGGUCUUUCAUUGUCUCGGAUCCUUUCAUGGGUUAUAGUGCCGCCGUGGUGGCGACAAUUGAACUGCAACUAAGCUUUACGGAGAACAGUGCAAUCCGCGAAGAAAAGCGCAAUCGGUUCUACAAAUGCGUCGGGUUUGUGCAAACUCUCGGGCACAAGUGGCCUCAUAUGGCACGCUUGGCGGACAGAUUGCAGAGGCUGGAAGACGCAGUGUCUGCAUCCUAUGAAUUGGAAUCCGGUGCUCAGAACAAGUACUUACUCAUAGAUCUCUCACGCUUUUGGGAGAUCCUCGAGUAUUCCUCCAACAGUGACGCAGAUUCUGCCCGUCGCAUGUUUGGGGAUUCCCUUUAUACGGAGGCACCUACACUUGGUGCUGAAGUGUCGCAGACGUCUCCCUUACCCGAACCUUUUCGUCUGCACUCGCAACAAAUAUCACCACAGUCGCCAACGUCACAGUUUAACAUUCAGACUCCCCUUGCUACAGGUGCACAGUACCCUAUGGGGGUCGGUUCGCCCUUACACGAUGAAUUCUCAAUACUCGCCGCGAACUUCUUCUCUCAAGCCCAGGACUUUCUGCGAAGCGGUGAUCCUAGGGACGGCUUCGGGAAUUUUUGA
This is a messenger RNA of Aspergillus ibericus CBS 121593, 2031 nucleotides long. RefSeq names its product putative C6 transcription factor. The record is from RefSeq and is a predicted model, not a curated record. The transcript is spliced from 6 exons. Gene Ontology annotation, molecular function: DNA binding; zinc ion binding; DNA-binding transcription factor activity, RNA polymerase II-specific. Bases 1 to 2031 code for a protein of 676 amino acids. Gene Ontology annotation, cellular component: nucleus. Gene Ontology annotation, biological process: regulation of DNA-templated transcription; DNA-templated transcription. Lineage: Eukaryota; Fungi; Ascomycota; Eurotiomycetes; Eurotiales; Aspergillaceae.